Molecule: messenger RNA, 1926 nt
Organism: Entamoeba invadens IP1
Lineage: Eukaryota; Evosea; Mastigamoebida; Endamoebidae
Exons: 2
Coding region: 1-1926 (641 amino acids)
Source: RefSeq, a predicted model, not a curated record
AUGAGUAAAUUAGACGCAUCGCCGCGGUCAUAUCGGAAGCAGUCGUACCAUUCAAUAACAGUUGAAGAACAAACUCCAACGUCAUUGUACGCACAAGUUCUUUUCGAUAAGAACACGGCGAUAGUUUCCGAGGAUUCUUUGAGGGAUUUAAUAACGGAACUCAAAAAAGAUAGCGUAUCUAUUUUCGACCCACUUUCAAAUUUUUACACAACACCCAAUGAAAUCGUGAAGUGGAAGAUAUUUUCGAUUUCACCAGUUAAGAGAGACAUUUUAGAAGUGUUAUUAAAGGGGAUUAAAAAAUUUCAUUUGCAAGUCACAUUGUUAGACAAGAUAUUAACACCAUUACCAUUGGACGAAAAAAGCCUUGCGUUUUUAUAUGUUGCUACAUUCAAUGCCGAUUCUUUGUUUAAUCCAAACGGAGAGCUUUUACCACUCUUUGAUGAAAACAACACAAUUUUGUCGGUCCACCCCAGUGUGGUGUUUAAUGCACUAUUUAUUGACUUCGACGACAAUUUUAAAGUCUCUGCGUUUGUUCUAUUAAGAGAGAUAUUUGGCGAUGAAGGAAUUUUUAAUUUACUGUAUAUGAAAAAGAAAGAUGCGGAAGCAUUAGAGGAUGUUCAUGACAAAAUGGGACAAUUAAGAGACGUUGCUAUCUAUUCUCAAUUACUCUCCGACUUCUUUGGAAAGUUCAUGAAUGAUGAGAUGAAGAAAAGUCUCAAGAAAAACAAGAAGACUGAAAAUUAUACGCAAAGCCUUACUUCGUUGAGUGUGUCGUUCUCAUUCACAGACUAUUUCAAGCAAAAAUCUCCGAAGAAAUACACCCCAAAGAAAAGAACGAUAUUAAAGAAAACAAAGAGCUCGUCGGACUUACUCGCCAAUUUAAAUUUACAAAUUCCACCACUCAAAAUUCCUCAAUGUGACGAGUUAGGAUUUCUGUCGCCCAAAUGUCCACAAAGUCCAAAUGAAUUGGACGACAUUUCCGAGAGUCUUAAAGAAAGUCCAAAAAGGCUCUCCGAUGACAAAAAUGAUAAAAACAGGUACUACACUCCUCGAGUUAUUAAAAAGGAGAAAUCAAAGGACAAACUAUUCUUUAACACAUGGAGGAAGUCACGAGAAAUCACAGAGAAAGUCGAAGAUAAAAAUAGUAAAGUGUAUUCGAAAGAGAGAAGUCCACGCUGUGUCUCAAUGAAAAGUCCUCGGAAGAGUAUGAUGUUCAUAUUCGACUCAUCGCAAAACGCUUCUGUCGAUUUGUCGACAAUUAACGAAGACAUCGAAUUCGACGGCAAAAUGCGACAACUCAUCGAACUCCCUCCGAAGUUCUUCUCCGACCAACUCUUUGAGUUUCAACAGGCGUUACUCAGAGAGUUGUGUCUUGGCGACUUCACAGAGAAGACUUGUGAUUUGGAGAAAUACUUUAAGAACAUGUUUGCCCUUCAAAAAGUAUUUGAAAAUGUUAUUGAGCGUUCCCAAAAGAGGAAGAAAGCCUUAUUAUUUUUCGUAGACACUGCGGACGAGUCAGUGAUGUCAGGCGAUUUCAAUUCUUCAUAUAUACUUUAUACAGUUGUCAAAAAUGCAUAUGAAACAUAUAAGAGUGAUUGGGAAGGCGUUGGAAGAAAUUGCGUUGAAAAAUUCUCUUUAAUUGAAGCAAUUUUUGAAGGGAAAAAGGCCAACACCUUAUCGUUGUAUGUUGAGGAUCGCAAAAUUAAAAUUCCUGUGAUGGAAUUAUUGAUGAGGGAAAUAGAAAGCGCCACGGAAUUGGUAGUCGACACCUCUGCAGAAUAUGACCAAUUUUGCACACAAUUUGCAACGAAACUACGAAGCUAUUUAAAAGUGAUUCCCCCACUUUAUAAUGUACUUACUAUGCCUCAAACAUAUACACCAGACAAAGGAGUACAACGGUUCUUUUGUCUUUGCUUGAAUGAAUAA